Messenger RNA from Euleptes europaea (tarantolino), 1321 nucleotides. RefSeq names its product WD repeat domain, phosphoinositide interacting 2 (gene WIPI2). Bases 2 to 1312 code for a protein of 436 amino acids. The record is from RefSeq and is a predicted model, not a curated record. The transcript has 12 exons. Lineage: Eukaryota; Metazoa; Chordata; Lepidosauria; Squamata; Sphaerodactylidae. Gene Ontology annotation, cellular component: phagophore assembly site membrane; extrinsic component of membrane; cytosol. Gene Ontology annotation, biological process: autophagy of mitochondrion; nucleophagy; protein lipidation. Gene Ontology annotation, molecular function: phosphatidylinositol-3-phosphate binding; phosphatidylinositol-3,5-bisphosphate binding; protein binding.
CAUGAACUUGGCCAGUCAGAGCGGCGAGGCCGGCGCCGGCCAACUGCUCUUCGCCAACUUCAACCAGGACAACACGUCCCUGGCCGUUGGCAGCAAAUCAGGAUACAAAUUCUUCUCCCUUUCUUCUGUGGAUAAGCUGGAGCAGAUCUAUGAAUGCACGGACACAGAGGACGUGUGCAUCGUGGAGAGGCUCUUCUCCAGUAGCCUGGUGGCCAUCGUGAGCCUAAAGGCCCCCCGCAAGUUGAAGGUCUGCCACUUCAAGAAGGGGACAGAGAUUUGCAACUACAGCUAUUCCAACACCAUUCUGGCCGUCAAGCUGAACAGGCAGAGGUUGAUAGUAUGCUUAGAAGAGUCUCUGUACAUACACAACAUUCGGGACAUGAAGGUACUGCAUACGAUCCGGGAGACCCCCCCAAACCCCGCAGGCUUGUGCGCAUUGUCGAUAAACAACGACAACUGCUAUCUGGCUUACCCGGGGAGCGCGACCAUUGGGGAAGUGCAAGUCUUCGACACCAUUAAUCUGAGAGCCGCCAACAUGAUCCCUGCCCAUGACAGCCCUCUGGCUGCGUUAGCCUUCGACGCAAGCGGCACCAAGCUGGCCACAGCAUCCGAAAAGGGGACCGUGAUCCGGGUAUUUUCCAUUCCAGAGGGGCAGAAGCUCUUUGAAUUCCGAAGAGGAGUGAAGAGGUGUGUCAGCAUCUCCUCCUUGGCCUUCAGCAUGGACAGCAUGUUCCUGUCGGCGUCCAGCAACACGGAGACGGUGCACAUUUUCAAACUCGAGACUGUGAAAGAGAAACCUCAGGAGGAGCCCACAACUUGGACGGGUUAUUUCGGGAAAGUGCUAAUGGUCUCCACAAACUACCUGCCCGCCCAGGUCACGGAGAUGUUCAACCAAGGCCGAGCCUUUGCAACGGUCCGGCUCCCCUUCUGCGGGCACAAAAACAUCUGCGCGUUGGCCACAAUUCAGAAGAUACCUCGUCUGUUAGUGGGAGCCGCGGACGGGUAUCUGUACAUGUACAAUCUGGACCCCCAGGAAGGAGGGGAAUGCACACUGAUGAAACAGCACAAGCUGGAUGGCAGCAUGGAGCCCUCCAACGAGAUUUUAGAAUCCGCGUCGCAUGACCGGCCGCUGGUGGCGCAGACUUACAGCGCUGCUGUGACUAAAGGUACUUACGUGCCUUCUUCCCCUACGAGACAUGCCUACACCGAGGACCUCGGUGCAGUCGGCGGCGCUUGCCUCGAAGACGACUCCAAUGCCCUGCGAUUGGAUGAAGACAGUGAGCACCCGCCGAUGAUUCUCCGGACGGACUGAGCUCGGACU